Molecule: messenger RNA, 1422 nt
Organism: Emericellopsis atlantica
Lineage: Eukaryota; Fungi; Ascomycota; Sordariomycetes; Hypocreales; Bionectriaceae
Product: ATP-NAD kinase-like domain-containing protein
Exons: 1
Coding region: 1-1422 (473 amino acids)
Biological process (GO): NAD+ metabolic process; NADP+ biosynthetic process
Molecular function (GO): NAD+ kinase activity
Source: RefSeq, a predicted model, not a curated record
AUGGACUCAAAUUACCAGCGUCAUCAUCCCAUCCACACACAUACUCGCCUCCCGUCUGCCUCUUCGGCGGCGGCCAGCGAGAGGUUGACCAAUGCGCUCAACGACCUGGUGCUCUCCGGCAACGCAACGACACCACAGACGGCCAUGAUCAAGUCACCGUGCUUCUACCACACCAGGUUCGACGAUGCCGUCAACAUUGACAAGGUUCUGGAGGAGAUUACGAAUGAUGAGUCCAUGUCACAUUGCAGGCUCGUGCAGACGGCCACCAGCGUGCGCGAGGUGUCAAAGCAACUACAGCGUCGACCUCUGAAGCGUGCUGUACGCAGCGUCAUGAUCGUCACCAAGGCGCGUGACAACCAGCUCGUCGUCCUCACCAGUGAGCUGACAAAAUGGCUGCUGUCCACGCCUCGCUACGGCUCGGACCUCGGUUUCACCGUCUAUGUCGACUCCAAGCUGCGCAACUCAAAACGCUUCGACAAGAAGGGCAUUCUGAAUCAGAACCCCCGCUUCGAGCACAUGCUCAAGUUCUGGACCCCCGACAUGUGCUGGAACCAGCCCGAGAAGUUCGAUCUGGUGUUGACGCUUGGCGGUGACGGUACCGUCCUCUACACGUCCUGGCUCUUCCAACGCAUCGUCCCGCCCGUCCUGUCCUUCAGCCUGGGCAGCCUCGGGUUCAUGACGACCUUUGAGUUUGAGAAGUACAAGGAGCAUCUCGAUCGCGUGCUGGGCGACGCCGGCAUGAAGAUCAACCUCCGCAUGCGCUUCACCUGCACCGUCUGGCGAGCUGGCUUGCUGGGAGACUCGCAAGAGGGCGAGCAGUUUGAGGUGCUCAACGAACUCGUCAUUGACCGCGGGCCGUCUCCCUACGUGUCCAACCUCGAGCUCUACGGCGACGACGAGCUGCUCACCGUCGUCCAGGCCGACGGGUGCAUCUUCUCCACGCCCACCGGAUCCACGGCCUACUCCCUCUCCGCCGGUGGCUCGCUGGUGCACCCCGACAUCCCCGCGAUCCUCCUCACGCCCAUCUGUCCCCACACCCUCUCUUUCCGCCCCAUGGUUCUCUCCGACACAAUGGCACUGCGGGUGGCCGUGCCCCGCGACUCGCGCGCGACAGCAUACUGUGCCUUUGACGGCAAAGGCCGGAUCGAGCUGCGGCAGGGUGACCAUGUGACCAUCACCGCCUCGCAGUAUCCCUUCCCCACCGUCACGCGCACGGACAAUGAGUGGUUCGACAGCGUCCGCCGCACCCUGCGAUGGAACGUCCGCGCCGCCGCGCAGAAGCCCUUUGACAGCACGGCCGGGACGCCCGAGGAUGAGGCGGACGACGACGUCUGGGACAUUGACACAGACUCGGGCUUCUACGCCAGCGAGGAGGGCAGUGCUGCGGCCAGCCCCAUACGCAAGCAGAUGCUGGGGAUGUAG